AUGCCGGUAAUUCCUUGGUCGCUUUCAUUUAGCGUUGAGCUUCCCUUGCCUCAAACCCCUAGCAAGCAACUUUUCUCAGCCCCGAGUGGACCUGAAAUGGGUCGUCCGAAUGCGGCCGGGGAACAUGGUCUGUGCGCGCAUGAUUCGCCAGACAGCCCUUCGAUCGCGCUCGAUGAGAAGGAAGAUCCCAAGAGAUGGCCGAAAAGCAGAAAAUGGCUCCAUACGACAAUUGUGGCGCUAAUGACGGGAGCCAUUGCGUUUUGUUCGAGUAUCUAUACCGCAGGAACCAGCCUGAUUACUGCCACGUUUGGAUGUUCGCAGACGGUAGCUACUCUCGGAGUGACGACUUUUCUCCUGGGGUUCGCCUCGGGGCCCCUCAUCUUUGCCCCCUUGUCAGAAGUCUACGGACGCAACCCCAUCUUCCGGCUGACAUUGGGAUUGUUCGUGCUCUUUCAGAUUGGUUGUGCAUUAGCCCCAAACAUAGCUGCGCUGAUCAUCUUUCGAUUCUUGGCCGGCUUUUUCGGUUCUCCGACGGUCACAAACUCUGGCGGGUCUAUCACGGACCUUUGGCCGCAGAGUGAACGAUCAGUUCCGUUGGCUCUGUUUUCCGCUGGUAGCUUCCUAGGGCCUGUCUUUGCCCCUGUAGCCGGCGGGUUUGUCUCGGAAUACCUCUCUUGGAGAUGGAACUUUUGGCUGGUGCUUAUCCUGAGCGGGGUUAUCUACGUGACAUGCGUGCUCUUCCUUCCUGAGACAUACGCCCCCAAGCUUCUGCGGGAUAAGGCUCGGCGUCAGGGAAUUGUCCAGACUGGUCCUUCUCUCCAAGAGCAGCUACGGACCUGCCUCAUCCGUCCCUGGCUAAUGCUCUUCGCGGAACCGAUCUUAUUCCUCCUCUCUCUCUACAUGGCCUUCAUUUACGGCAUCCUCUAUCUCGACUUCACGGCGUAUCCGAUUGUAUACAAACAGUCCCGCGGCUGGUCUUCAGGUAUCGCGGGCCUGUCCUUUCUCGGAAUGGGUACGGGCAUGGCCAUUGCAACCAUUGCCUCUCCCUUUGUAAACACUAUCCAUGGGAAAUACGUAACCAAACUUGGUCCCGUCCCAGAAGCCAGAUUACCCCACCUUAUCAUCCUGUCUUGGUUGAUCCCUGUCAGCCUCUUCUGGUUUGGUUGGACCGCCCUGCCUCCGAAGCAUUGGAUUGUAGGAAUCAUUUCUGGGGCUCCAUUUGGAUUUAGCCUGAUAUUGCUUUUUCUCAGCAUCACGUCUUACCUCACAGACUGCUACGGUCCGUAUGGCGCGAGUGCCCUUGCAGCCAAUGCAGUUUUCCGCUCCAUAUUCGGAGCUGUCUUCCCCCUCUUUGGGACAUAUCUGUACGAUGGACUUGGCGUGCCAUGGGGGUCUAGCCUGCUGGGUUUCUUUGCGCUAGCCUUCGCUCCUCUCCCGUGGGUAUUUUAUCGGUUUGGGCCUCGAAUUCGGAUGAAGAGCAAGUACCAUCGAAUGAUGAUGGGUGAUGGAGCAUAG
Aspergillus luchuensis is the source of this 1515-nucleotide messenger RNA. RefSeq names its product MFS transporter. Gene Ontology annotation, biological process: transmembrane transport. Gene Ontology annotation, molecular function: transmembrane transporter activity. The record is from RefSeq and is a predicted model, not a curated record. The coding region runs from base 1 to 1515 and encodes 504 amino acids. The transcript is spliced from 3 exons. Lineage: Eukaryota; Fungi; Ascomycota; Eurotiomycetes; Eurotiales; Aspergillaceae.